AUGGAUUCGAGGAUGAGAUCGAAUGCUCUGGGCGCCGCGUUUAGUUUCGUUUUCAUUGGAGUUUUGAUUUCUGCACAAACACAGGAGUUUGAUGUUCCUGCAUAUCCUAAAGCUGUUUCGGAACUGAAGGUUAAUGUCGUGAAGAGCUUAGGGUUGAAAAGCGAUGAUUUGGAGGUAUUUGGAUUCGAUGUGAGGGAUGCUGUGGUGGGGGAAACAGUGACGUACGAAUUCCAUGUACAGAUUGAUGAUGGAUUAGUUUUUCCACUGAAGGUGUUGAAGGAUGCAUUUAGUUGGAAGUACGUGGAUUUGCCUAUUUUCCGAAUGGAGAAAACUGAAUCUUCAGGAUAUCAGACGAUUCAGAGACUUGGUGAUGAUAGUGAGAUGGCUGUGCUCGCGCAAUUUCAAUUGGCCGGACCGACAGAGCUAUGGAUUCAGGAUGCCAAGGAUAUGAAGAUAUCUUUUCCUGAUGAUGUUGAUGCCGGUGAGCUGAAGAAAGUGAUCUUAGCAGAUAAUGGUGUCGUUGUCACCAUUAAAGAUGCGUUAUCAGUUAGUCUGCGCCAUCCAGUUGAGUUACCACUCCCAAUGACCCCAAAGCAUAGUGGCUUCGCUUCGAGCAUUUUAUAUCUUGGAAAGCAUCUUCAAGAAAAUUGCAGCUCACAUGGAGGUCCUCUUCUUUCCCUAAGCAUAGUCAGUCCAUCAUCCCUUGCAUCCACAGGUAAUGUUGAGGUUAAGCAGCUUGCCCCUGGUCUGGUUGAAUUAUCCUCUAAAUUCUGGCCUGCCGUUUCUAUCACUGGUUCAAACUCUACCUUGCUUGCUUUUGAGAAGUUGCUUUUCUCUGUUCUUGGUUCCAAAGCAAACGAGUUCGGCUCUUUCAAGCUUCUAAAGGCGGACGUCUCUGCUCACACCAUGGUAAAGAUGAACUUUGGGAUCAGGAGAAAGGUUAGAGUAUGGGAUCCCGAGUGGAAAAUUCAUGAGUGGAGAACAAAGCCAGAAUACAUCAGAAGAUACUUUGAGAUUUUCACUACAGUCGACGGAGACAUGCUUGUACCCUUAGCUGUUGGAGAGGUUGAUCCUGUGAAGUAUAAAGAUCCAUUUGUGAAAAAUGAGGUCCUGGAUGAAAUUGACUCGGAAUACCUGUUACAACGCAAGUUUAAGGAGACUGCAACCUCCUUUACGCUGUGAAACUCUAGUAGGCCAACAUUUAACCUGCCAUGAAUCAACCUCCUGUACAGCUAUCCCUUCCUUCUCUUUUGCUUUAUUCCUUAUUGGCUUUAGCUUCCCAUAUUUACAGUUUUUCUCAGACUUUAAU
Messenger RNA from Andrographis paniculata, 1309 nucleotides. RefSeq lists its product as uncharacterized. Bases 1 to 1182 code for a protein of 393 amino acids. The record is from RefSeq and is a predicted model, not a curated record. Lineage: Eukaryota; Viridiplantae; Streptophyta; Magnoliopsida; Lamiales; Acanthaceae. The transcript is spliced from 4 exons.